Molecule: messenger RNA, 1308 nt
Organism: Fusarium odoratissimum NRRL 54006
Lineage: Eukaryota; Fungi; Ascomycota; Sordariomycetes; Hypocreales; Nectriaceae
Product: amidase
Exons: 4
Coding region: 1-1308 (435 amino acids)
Molecular function (GO): catalytic activity
Source: RefSeq, a predicted model, not a curated record
AUGAACAAUCAGGCGUCGCCAAAAAACCACAUCGAGCCAUGGAAACUUACGGCUUCUGAAGCUCUUGGGAAGAUCCAGGCGGAUGAGAUGUCAGUUCAAGAGUAUGCCGAGUCUUUACUUGAAAGAAUCAAGGCACGCGAUGAAGACGUCAAAGCUUGGGCAUACCUGGACGAGAAGAGGGUCCUGCAGGAAGCAAUACGUCUAGAUGGGAUCCCUAAGAACAAUAGAGGACCUCUCCAUGGACUUCCAAUCGCUGUGAAGGAUGUCAUUUACACCAAAGACAUGCCUACUCAGUUCAACUCGCCACUAUAUGAUGGCCAUUUCCCUGAGGCAGAUGCUGCUUCCGUACGAAUCCUUCGCCAUGCUGGUGCCCUCAUCUUCGGCAAAACAACUACAACCGAAUUCGCUGCCAUCCAUGUCGGCCCCAAAACUCAUAACCCUCAUGACCCCCUACGCACUCCGGGCGGAUCUUCUAGCGGCUCCGGAGCUGCUGUUGCCGAUUUCCAAGCUCCUAUGGCCCUUGGCACACAGACAGGCGGAUCCAUGAUUCGUCCGGCCUCGUUCAAUGGCAUAUAUGGGUUCAAACCAACCUGGAACUCCGUCUCUCGCGAGGGCCAGAAAAUAUACGCUCUGAUGUAUGAUACUCUUGGAUGGUAUGGGCGGUGUGUUGGCGACCUCGUCCUUCUGGCCGACAUCUUCGAGCUCCGGGAUGACAAGGAUGAAGAGCAUGCUUUCAAAGGCAUCGAAGGAGCACGCUUCGCGAUUUGCAAGACAGCUGUCUGGCCCGAGGCUGGUCCUGGGACCCAAGACGCUCUCGCCCGCGCUGCAGAUCUUCUCAGAUCUCACGGGGCAGAGGUUGAGGAAAUUGGCCUGCCUGAGGAGUUCAAUGACGUACCAGAGUGGUAUCGCAUUGGGCUUCACACCGAGGGUCGUACUUCUUUCCUAGCCGAGUAUAGAGUUGGAAGAGACCAAAUCGGCCAAGUCUUGAUUGAGCACGUCAAGAACUCCAACAAUUUCACUCGCAAGACGCAACUGAUGGCUAGCGACAAAUUAGCUGCCAUGAGGCCUGUCUUCGACUGUAUUGCCUCGCAGUAUGCAGCUAUCAUCACGCCGAGUGUACCGGAUGAGGCCCCCGGCCUUCAUGUCCCAGUUCUGAAUGUACCUGGCUUUAAGGGUGACCACGGCAUGCCCAUCGGCCUCUCCCUCGUCGCACCACGAUAUCGCGACCGUCACCUCUUGGAGGUUGGCAAGACGGUCGGUAAAAUCUUCGAAGCCGAAGGCGGUUGGGAGACCAAGAUUCAGUCAUAG